UAACUAGUAAAGACACUCAGGUACACGUGAUAUUUAUUUCACAAUACUAUUGAACUUAAUCAAAUAGAUUUAUAUAAAACAUCCCCAUGAUGGAUGAGGUUCCCAAACUAUGGAUCCGCCUAAGGAUUUUGGUUGCUGCAGUAGGGGUACUCGUCGGGUUGUCGGUUUUUGCUGUGUUCGGAGUACAGUAUCAUAACUGGAAUGCCGCCGGCUGGGGUCUUCUGUCAGGUAUUGUUGCAGCGGCAACGUUACUAGUGCAUGUUAACAACGCCAGAGGAGCCUUUGACAAGAACAAUAAUAGGCUCAAAACAUGGAUGUUGAUGGGGUGUUUCUCCCAAUUAUUGGGAGUUUGUGGAUUCGCUGUGUAUCUCACUCUCGCCAUCGUCGAUAACCAAGGUCUACAAAUUUAUGAUGACGGUUUCUACCUUACACUAGUGUGGUGUUUUAUGACCUGGAAGUGGGGCUUCUCUCUGUUUUACUAUUCCCGUUCCUACAAACGUUAUUUAGAAGAACUUCUGCUCCAGGGUUCCUAAUACUGUCCUUUUACCUCGUUAAUUCAUGUGUACAGGUCAACUUCUCGUAAAUAUGUAUGACAGCAUAUCUCGUUGCCGUACUGCCUUUAUGGCAAGGGACUUGUGUCCGGUUUGAAUCUCUCACCAAGCUAUCAAUUCUAGAUUUUUUCUGUGAAAGUGUUUUCAUUUAUAGAUACAACACAUAUACAGUCGUUUCAUUCAGUAGUCAAUGGUAAACGUUAUUUACUCGAGUGUUGAGACCAAACUGGUGAACUAUAUCCCAUAGCCGCAAGCAUAGAGAAACGGUUGAUCAGAUUGGACCCUUCACCGAUGGAUGACUGAUAAGAAAUGAAACAACUGUUUUUCUCAUGUGAUCAAUAGAAUAUUUAGCUAUCUGACAUUACCGGAGUCGAUAGAGUCUUCGACACAGAAUUUUUUUUUUUUUUUUUUUACUGAUUAUCAAACUUAAUUCAAUCGGCUACUCCCCGCCUCUGUCGGCUUAUCACAUAUCGCGAGGCAAUAGAUAAAACUAUCAAGGUUGAAUAUGUCAUUGUAUCAUACAUAUUGAACAUUGAUCAUUAUGCGGAUUUUGGCUUUAUGUGGUGCAUCCAGGUUAAAUGUUUUCAGUAUACACAAGGGAUGAUUUUAUCCAAUUCACAGAAGUUGUUCUGAGUGGGUACAAAGAGACAAUGUUGUAUGUAAAGAAAUAGAUUUGAAAGUAAUGGUGAACUUGUUCUAACGUGAUCAGUGCAUUUUCCGCCAUACUGAACAUUCUGGGAAUAAAAAAGAGAUGUUUAACAACUUUUCAGAAUGUAUUCUGAAGUUGGUACACAUUGGUUAUUUAAAAUGCAUAGAAAUGUAUACGAGAGAUCGAAGGCGACAUCCUGUUCCUUAGUCCUAAUAAUGGUCUAAUGUACUUUAUUAUUUAUUCAUAUUAAUUCCUGCAAGCUCUCCUGAAACUAUGUUCUGUAUUCUAGAAAUCAGCAUCCAGUCCAUUAUAAACCCCGUAUCACAUUCGUUUAUUUCGUGGUAAGUGUAAUUCAGAUAGGUGUUUUGGGACGAUUUGAACCUGUAUUUCUUAAGGAAAUUGUUUUCCUGUGAACUAAUUGAUGAUAUAUAACACACAUGUAGCUUCUCCUGAGAUUACAAAAAGCACACACUUUAAUCUGUUUUAGCAUCAUUGAUUUUGUUCGUCUCCUUAGUCACUGUUACAGAGUUUGGUCUACAGCGAACGGUAUUUAUAUACUUUGAAAUCUUAAUUGUGCUACCUACGACUCAUUUGUGAUAUUAAUCAUCUAUGUUCAAAAUGAAUGUUAAAACGCAAUGUAAUUCUACGACACACAAAUGACAUAAAAAAAAUGAAAGAAUACAUUCUGCUUUGGUUCAGUUUUUAUAAAAAAAAAGGGUGUUUUUUUCAACAAUUUAGCAAAUAUCUUUUAUUCCUCUACUGAUACAGUCAAACCUGUAUUAAGAGGCCACCCAAGGACCGGCGGAAAUUGGCCGCUUAAGACAGGUGGCUGCUAAAACCAGGCUAACCCAAAAAUCACAACCAAGUUUUCAUACAUCUACUGGUUAUAAUGACAUUUUCACGGCAAUAUUCGCUGCUAUGUUAUUUUGAAUGUUUCUCCCUUCAUCAACAGGUGUACGAUUUCAUACUUGAAUAUAAAUGCAUAAUCA
Molecule: messenger RNA, 2189 nt
Organism: Mizuhopecten yessoensis (Yesso scallop)
Lineage: Eukaryota; Metazoa; Mollusca; Bivalvia; Pectinida; Pectinidae
Product: heme transporter hrg1-B-like
Exons: 3
Coding region: 87-533 (148 amino acids)
Biological process (GO): heme transport
Cellular component (GO): lysosomal membrane; plasma membrane
Molecular function (GO): heme transmembrane transporter activity; heme binding
Source: RefSeq, a predicted model, not a curated record